This is a messenger RNA of Thlaspi arvense, 408 nucleotides long. The record is from the annotation of a GenBank genome assembly. NCBI's taxonomy places the organism in Eukaryota, Viridiplantae, Streptophyta, Magnoliopsida, Brassicales, Brassicaceae.
CAUCAUAAAACAUCCAAAUAUUCAUUCCAAACGCCGCUUUCUUCUUCACUUCUUCACCCUAUUCUGUGCUCUUCUAACCCAGUCGCAUCACCAUUGGCCGACGAAUUAGUUCUUCUAGACUUCUGGCUAAGUCCAUUUGCGAUGAGGGUGAGAAUCGCCCUGGCGGAUGGAACACGAGUCCAGAGGAGGGAACGUCACGAACUACAGCGAUAUUCUGUUGGAGAUGAACCCUGUUCAAAAGCAGAUACCAGUUCUGAUUCACAAAAGCAAGCCCAUAUGCGAGUCCCUGAUAAUUGUAGACACAAAUCUCCUUUCUUGCCUUGCGGUCCUUACAAGAGAGCUGAGGCCGGGUUCUGGGCCGAUUUCGUAGAGAAGAAAGUGAGUUUUCACUUGCAUGUUUGGAAGUGA